Molecule: messenger RNA, 4788 nt
Organism: Rhagoletis zephyria (snowberry fruit fly)
Lineage: Eukaryota; Metazoa; Arthropoda; Insecta; Diptera; Tephritidae
Product: protein xmas-2-like
Biological process (GO): mRNA export from nucleus
Cellular component (GO): transcription export complex 2; cytoplasm; nucleus
Molecular function (GO): nucleic acid binding
Source: RefSeq, a predicted model, not a curated record
GCUAUAGAAAAUUUCGGCUUUUAUUUAAAUAAAAUUAUUACUUGUUUGAAUUCGUUCAAUAAAAUAACUAAAAUUAUCAUUGCGUGAUGUUAGGCGACGCAGAAGCCGGCUGGGAUGAUGGCAUCAAUUACAAGGCUAUAUCAUGCGAAAAAAUACCUGACCUUUUCUUGGACAAAUUGGUAGCCAAGAACCACUUCAGCAAAUUCGGCAAAAUAACACGUUUCAUAUUGCGUCCAAGUCGUCAAAGUUGUACAGUGGAGUAUGAAACAGAAGCACAGGCAGAACGCGCUCUGGAUCAGGCAGGUUAUUAUAAUGGGAUUGAGUUUCAGAUAGAAUAUGCUACACGCGAAGUUGCACAUGUGCAAAAUACCGAAGAAUGGGUAAAUCCUGAAGUACAAGCUGAAUUGGAUGCGAUGGGCCUUCGUCAGACUCUACCCAUUUAUAGAGUGCCGACUACGGCCAUGUUCUCGGCUUCAAAAGCUGCGUCGUUGCGAACACAAAAGUUUCCGCUACCAGCAACAAAGCCUGGAAAAUCGGAUACGCCGACGGAGGUUGCCANUUUAGUGGCUGAGGAUCCUUCCGUAUUUGAUAAAAAAAUCAACGCCGAAAAUUUGACAAAAUGCCUUCAAUCGCUAAAGUAUAUGUAUCAUGACUUGCGCAUCAAAGGUGUGCAUUGUCCAUGUGAAGCAGAAUUUCGUAGCUAUAUUGUUUUGUUGAAUUUGGGCGAUUCAAAUUUCCUGUGGGAAUUGAAACAGUUGCCAACACACAUACAACAUUCAAAGGAAAUUAAGCAGGCUAUAGCUUUUUAUAACGCAAUACAAAAUAAUAACUACGUACGCUUCUUUAGCAAGAUUCGUGGAUCCGAAACGUCUUAUUUGAGUGCUUGUAUUCUACUUGGCUAUUUUAACAAGUUACGUUGGCGAGCCAUGGAGGCCAUUAAUAAAUCGCACAACUGGAGAAAGAAUGCUGUGUUAAUUCCAUUGGCAUAUCUGACAAAAAUCCUUGGUUUUGAAGAUGAAGACUCUGCAGAGCAAUACUUUACUUAUCAUGGAUUAAAAUGUAAUGGCGAUUCACUGUUGUUGGAUCGUUUAAAGCGGCCAGACAUUGACUAUUCCAUGGAACGUGCUUUAAAUCUGGUCGAGUCGAAGCGUACUGUUAGUGUAGGUGAAUGUGUUUGCGGUCAUACUCUGGAAUCGGCAGAUAUUUUCGAAAAUAACGUGCCUCACAACAGCUUCGAUGAGAAUGGCAUACUUAAAACAAUCGCCUGGACAGCAGAUGACCAAUUGCGAGGUGAGGCGGCAGAACAGUGGAAAAGGCAACGUGAACUGGAAAUGCAGCAGCGCCUGCAACAGGAUGAGGCCGCAAAAACGCAGAAACGUUCUAAUUCACCCGCACUCAGCCUCCCACAAAUAGCGCCACCGCCCACCAUUCCUACGGAUUCGAGUAUUUUUAAGGUGCCAUUGGCUUCGCCGCCAAUUCUACCUAAGCAGCACCAACAGUUCAAAACGCCACAACUUGUACAAAAAUCGGUCGAUUCCUCCAUUUUCGGCGGUAACCAGUUUGCAGAACCAAUGGCAAAAUUGCAAUCAUCAUCGUUAGCCAAUUUUAAAUUUGAUGCUCCACAAAAUACUUCCAGCGCAAGCAAUAUUGCUGGUAGCGUAUUCGAUGCUCCUGCAAAAGAUAAUGGCAACUCUUUAUUUAAAAUUCCUUUUGCCGCCGCUAAACCUGCCGCCACUAUUGCUAGUGGAUUGGGUAAUUCUAUCUUUGGUGGUGAUGCAUUUAAACAACCGCAACUACCAUCUGCUGCUGGUGUUUUCUUAUUCGAAGAUGCUAAGAAGCGUGUUAAGAGCGAUAACAUUUUCGGCAAUGUCGCCAAAUCGUCAGCAAUCAUUUUUCAGCAAACAAAGACCCCAAAUCCAGAACCCAUGCCUAAAGAUAGCGUGUUUCAGCAUUUCAACACGCAGCCGGUGCUGCCAAACUUUGUUGAACCCCAUUUAGAGGUCAAGGAAGAGUCGAAAACUAUUUUUGGCGCUGCCGCUUUUCCGCAGCUAUCUUCAGCACUGCCGCAAGCAGAGACGGCUAAGCGCAUAGCUGAAGCUGAACUGGGCCAGCAAAAAGAAUUUGAAAGACAACGUGAACUAGAAACAGAACAGGAGGCAGCAAAGAUACGUCGCGAAGAAGCGGAAAGGAAACAUCAGGAAGCAUUAAAACUUCUGCAACAACGUGCAGAACGUGUUAGUGCUGAUGAGCUGGAAAGCGUGCUUGCCACACAGGUGGCUGUUAUUGCUCAAAGCGAACUAAGCAAAUACCAAAAGCUUCAACGGGACUGCGAAGGUAUUACUGAGGCAUUGCUUGACCAAUCUAUAGCUAUGCAACUCGAAGAGUUGGCCAAUGAAGAAUAUGCCAUGAUGUGCCACGAUCAGCUUAUCCUCAAUCGCUACUUUGAACGCUGGUUACGCUAUACACGCAAGAAAAAGAAGCAACGCGCUCUAAUGGAGUCCACGCCCGUUUGGGUGACCAUGGACACACGCGCUGAACAAACUGCCAAAAUAAGGCAUCCCAACCAAUCAGAAACUUUGCAGAUGAUCAAGCGUUAUCGACAUGGCGAACCGUGUAAUUUCCAACUGCUACUUUGGAAACAUCCAGACACGCCGUCACCUCCGUUUCAGUGCAUCGACAUUUUCGCGGUGGUGCGCGCACAUAUUGCACGUAAAACGAUAGUAAAAUGUGGCCACAUGCAAAGCAUCAGGUACUUUAAGUUAGUGCUGACGCUGCCCAAUGAUGACGAUGAAUUGCCCGGCUUCGAAAGUCUGUGCAACAAGUGGCUGCGCAAGCAUGUGAAGCGUAUCAAUAACGGCAACACUUCGGAAAUGGAUGAUACGUACAAUAGGAGUCCAUACAUAUGCGCCAUGGAGCGUGAUGUGGCAUUGUGUGUGCGUAAGGUGAGCGGAAUUCCGCCACUAACAGAUAGGGGCAAUACAGUGUGUAACGAAUGCGACAACGCGGAUGCAAUUAUCUGCCUAAUGGGUUGUGACAGCAUACAAAACACGCGUAAGCGCAUGCAUCACCUAAUCAAAUUGAGCCGACUGAACAAAGCUGUGCCAGUAGCUUUCAUAGUCUACGACGGCCAAUAUACAGAUGAGCUGGAGUUGAGCGAUAUACUGGAAAUGGAGACAUUAGUGGACGAGGGCAAAAUAGCGGGUUACAAAUUUUUUGGUUGCCAGCAAAGCAAGAAUGCAUUUUCAUUCGUACAACAUAUGGGACGUGCAUUGCGUUACGUGGUACGAGAAAGUAGCUUCUGCAACCAAUCAACCGAAGCAUUAGAGAUGCAAAAUCUGCAAAGUUUCCUAGAAGCAUGUUUGGGUGAAGAAUUGUGGCAGCGCUGGCAACAAUCCUCCGAACAAAAUCCAUGCUUUGCUAAGAUUUGCGCCAUACCGCAGCACUUGGCGGAGCUGUACAAUGAAGCGGUGAAGCGUGUCAUGCAAAUCACUGCAGAAGACUUUGCCGAUGCGGCAGAGCUUGCGGAGGAGCUGCGCGAAUUUGUGCCCAAAUUAGAGGUCGAUAUACCGCUUGGCUUUGAAUACUUCCCAAAGGAUUGGAAAUCUGCGCAACGCCGACAUCAGAUUUCAUUAUUUUUGCAGCGUUUGUUGUUAGCACCUAUUGAAGAGGCGCCACAAUUCCAUGAGGUCGACGACUGGGAAUUAUGGUUGCUGAACUAUGCUAGUCGUUGCAUACCAAAUGAUGAAGAGAUCGCCACUGCCGCUAGUUAUCAAUCAAUCAGAGCACUAAUUGAACAGCUGAAUCGUAGCGAUUUAUCCCAUCUAGAUGUGGUCGCACGCUUCCAAGUAAUAAACUAUUUGCCUGUCAUGAAAGCCAUAGCCUACGCACAGAUAAAUGCCGUGCUCAAGGACUACAUCGAAAAAGUCAAUACCAACGAUUACAAAUUACCCAACGAAAUCAUUUAUCAUCGCCAAGCGCUUGAGGAUUAUAAGCUAGUGCCGUGGUGGUUAAAUAACGUGGCGGUUAAAGCGGUGAAAAUAGAUUACUCUGCUAUUGAAGAACAAGAUACGAGUUUGCAGGAUAAGGAGCUAGAAGACGAAGAGGCAGCAAUGAACUGCAAGAUGUUAGACGAAAUUAUAAAACAAGCUGAAGAGGUUUCACGCAAAGCGGAGGCAAAUUUUUGCUCAUUGAAGAAGCAAAAAAUUAGCGCGGAUACAGCGGAGCUGGCACGUGACUUGGAUGCUAGCAUCUAUCAAUUUGAAUUGUCAAAACAAAUAGGAUGCUAUGAUGCCUCCUUUGUGUCAAAGGCAAGUGAAAUUAAUACCGACUUAGAAGGGGCAGUUGGAGGCGCUAUUGCAAUGAAUAAUAGAAGCAGUGGCGGUGAUAGCUUUUCUAAAACGCCCACAAGUAGAAAACGUAAGCAUAUCGGAGGUGCUCAUGCGGAAGUUAAUGAAAUGGAAGCGGUUAUGGCACGCGCUUUUAAUGUUAUUGAGAAAGCGGAAGCGAAACAAGACCGCGCCGAACGUCUGUGUAAGAUGGCUAUGCUAGAGCUGGAAUGAUUGUUGUCAAGUGUAUGAUUCGAUUCGACAAUAUUUAUAUGAUAACUUAUUAAGGGCGGGGGGAUGAAUGCUAAAUUAUACUAAAUUAUAUUACAUAUGUAUGAACGUAGUUAUAUCAAGAAAGAAUUAGGCUUCAAAAUAAAUUUUAACUAUAAGGACGUUUUAGAAAGUGCAUUUAUUUAUUUUAAAAAUAGUUUAAAAUGCUAAAGAGAAAAUUAUAAGGGAGACC